CAAUCUGUACAAUAAGUUUUGAGCAGUACAAGAGUGAAUAUGGCACGAAAUCUGAACAAUAAGUUAGCGGUGAUCACCGGAGGAGUACAAGGGAUAGGGCUUGAGAUAACUAAAGCAUUCCUCAAUAAAGGUGUUAAACAAGUAAUCUUGCUCGAUGUCAAUGAAAAAGUUGGUGCAGAAAUAGUAAAUACCCUUAACUCGGCGUACGGUGAGAACAAAGCUGUUUUUAUUAAAUGCGACAUUACCACAGACUUGGAAGCAGUCUCUAAACUCAUCUUCGAUAGAUAUAAAACAGUGGAUAUUUUGGUCAAUAAUGCUGGAGUAUUUUGCGAGGACAACCCCAAGAAAUGCAUGGCAGUCAACGCGACAGCUGUCAUUGAGUGGACCCUGAAGUUUUGGGAGCAUAUGAGAAAGGACAAAGGUGGAAUCGGGGGUACAAUAUUAAACACGGGGUCUAUUUACAGUUAUCGGAUUGAUCCUUUCUGUGCUGUUUAUAGGGCGUCCAAAUUUGCCGUCCUAGGAUUCACGAAAACUCUCGGACUAGAGUAUCAUUACGCCAAAUCGGGUGUACGUGUUGUCGCCAUCUGUCCGGGAUACACACGAACAAAAAUAGUUACUGCUACAGCUGAACAGGAACAAGUGCAACAAGAGUAUGAUAAGUUUUUGAAAACGGUUGUCUGGCAGGACCCUAGUGCGGUAGGCCGAGCUGCUGUAGAGGUGUUCGAGCGUGCUGACAGUGGAACCGCCUGGUGUAUAGAAGGCGACCGCGCUAUCGAGGAAGUGUGAUGAGAUAGAGAUGCGAUGUUGGAGAUAUAAAUAUAUCUCACUAGAACAUAUUUAUUGAACUGUACAAUUUAUACAAAUAAAAAUUAAAUAUUGCUCGUUAGAAA
Molecule: messenger RNA, 890 nt
Organism: Galleria mellonella (greater wax moth)
Lineage: Eukaryota; Metazoa; Arthropoda; Insecta; Lepidoptera; Pyralidae
Product: 15-hydroxyprostaglandin dehydrogenase [NAD(+)]-like
Exons: 1
Coding region: 40-786 (248 amino acids)
Cellular component (GO): cytoplasm
Molecular function (GO): oxidoreductase activity, acting on the CH-OH group of donors, NAD or NADP as acceptor
Source: RefSeq, a predicted model, not a curated record